AUGCUGGGUGGGGUGUGCGUGCCGGCGGUGUUGACUCAGGCCAAUGUUCGUCGGAAAAAGGCGGGAACAAUUAGCGCAGGCCAAUUGGGCAACCGUGUUCGUACCAACACUUUCAUUGUCAUGAACUCGAUGAUGGGCUACCAAGCCAGCUUUCGAUUUGCAGCACUUGCCACAUUCCUCACACGUGAACCCAACGAGUCUCUCCUGUGUACUGGUCUUGGAGACAUUUUUGUGACUAUGAACAGAAUACCAAUCUUCAUGAGUGAGCAGAGGUUAUCUUUCACGUUGCAUAAAGUGCAUCCACUGAACUCCUUUCAAGCAAACUACGACCUUGAUGCUAUAAUCUAUGAGCCUUGCCGGGAUUGUACAUCAGGACAAGUAAAGGUUCAAAUGCUGUAUGACAGAGAAUUGACAGUGGCACAGAAUGCGAAACGCUUUUCGGGUCCACAUGAUAGACGUCAAAGCAGAUCAGUCAUUUUGAGCUUGUCCGAUCAGAACUUCAUUUACAGCGCUUUACGCAAUCACCAAAUGAAUGUGCCUGUGGAGGGCCAAAUGGGUUGGGGUAUCUGGAGCUACACUGAAAUCACUUUUGAAGUAUAUCACGGUGAGAAAUACAUGGGAUUCUGUCCCGCAGCACCAGCAAAUUAG
Molecule: messenger RNA, 648 nt
Organism: Opisthorchis viverrini
Lineage: Eukaryota; Metazoa; Platyhelminthes; Trematoda; Opisthorchiida; Opisthorchiidae
Exons: 5
Coding region: 1-648 (215 amino acids)
Source: RefSeq, a predicted model, not a curated record